Molecule: messenger RNA, 822 nt
Organism: Cyphellophora attinorum
Lineage: Eukaryota; Fungi; Ascomycota; Eurotiomycetes; Chaetothyriales; Cyphellophoraceae
Exons: 3
Coding region: 1-822 (273 amino acids)
Biological process (GO): mitochondrial fission
Cellular component (GO): mitochondrion
Source: RefSeq, a predicted model, not a curated record
AUGGCGAAGGACAACAGCAACAAAAGCAGCCCGGCUGUAUUUCCGCGCGAGAAGCUCAAUCAAGAUCUCCAGAAGAUAGUUGACCGGCAGGAUGACUGGAUGGAUGACCUCUACGAGGGCCAAGGCGCCGACUCAAUCGACACCAACUACAGAUAUGCCGCCUAUGCCGCCCGAGCGCGCACCAUUUUGCUUUCCGCCCAUCGCUACGUUGCCUACACCUCAGACAUCGGCGAGUCAUUCCGCCCCAUCGCACAUCCAUGGCUUGUCCGCGGCGCAUACGGCGUGUCAUGGGCAUAUUUGAUCGGCGACGUGUCACAUGAGGGCUGGAAAGCAUAUCACCGGAAUCAGAGGUUACUACAUCCGGAAAAUAAUGAGCAUUUUGAUGCAACGACACCGCAGAAAGAUAUGCCGGCACAGAAAGCAUUACCAGUGCCGGGGCAGAGUAUAAAGAUACCAGCGAUCGAGGACUACCGGGCGAUCAUGGUGCAGAGGGCGGUGUUUCAGAGCGUGGCCAGCAUGGGAUUGCCGGCGUUCACGAUACACAGCAUUGUCAGGUACUCGGGAAGAGCAUUGAAGAGUGUAGCGAAUCCAAUGUUACGGACGUGGGGUCCUAUAGGUCUUGGUCUGGCAGCUGUACCGGCACUGCCGUAUAUGUUUGAUGAGCCGGUCGAGUACGCGGUGGAAUGGGGCUUCUGGCAUGCUUUCAGAGCCAUUGGCGGUGAACAGGCCGUGGGGAACCGACCAGUCACGGGCAGGUCACAUCAACUGGUAAAGGAGAACCGGGUCGCAGAAGCGAUCAAAGAGAAAGAGAAGCAGUCAUGA